CUAUCUGUCGGAGAGCUUCUCACCAUAUCAACUCACCAUCAAAUCAUUUCUGCGUUUUUGUUAACUUUGUGCGUUUUGUGAUUUGUGUUUUGAACUGUUCACCAUGGAAACGAUGAUCGCUAGUGCACCAUCGGAUAACAUGAACUUGGAUUCCUUAUAUAUGGGAUCUAAAGGAUCACCACCAUCUUCUUCAAGAAUUUUGGAUAUUCCAUGCAAAGUGUGUGGUGAUUUUUCUUCGGGAAAACAUUACAAUAUCUUCGCUUGCGACGGAUGCGCUGGUUUCUUCAAAAGAUCUGUCCGUCGCAAUCGUCAAUACGUCUGUAAGGCUAAAGCCGAAGGAUCCUGCAUAGUUGAUAAAACUCAUCGCAAUCAGUGCCGUGCUUGUAGACUAACCAAAUGCCAAGAAGCAGGAAUGAAUAAAGAUGCUGUUCAACAUGAACGAGGACCUCGCAACUCCACCCUCCGCCGCCAACAGAUGGCCCACUUCUUUGAUCCCCGCGAUCGCAUGAUGAUCUCCCCCACAGGCGCUCUGGAUCUUGCAAUGCCAAAACAAGGAUCCUCGCCUCCGAUGAUGGAGCAGCCAAUGAUGGCUCCAGCAGCAGCGUUCAUGUGCAAUCCUGCCGCGCUCAUGACGCGCAUGCCUUUCCACAUGCCCCAAUCGCAACUCAUCCACCCUAUGCUUUCCCCUGCGGCAAUCUGCGAAUCCGCUGCGCGCCUGCUCUUCAUGAACGUCAAGUGGACCAAAUCAGUGCCGACCUUCAACGCUCUUCCUAUGCAGGAUCAACUUCUCUUGUUGGAAGAAUCAUGGCGGGAAUUGUUUAUUCUCGGCGCUUCUCAACUUCUUCCCAUGGAUUUGACUUCACUGGUUCAAGCAUGUGGAGUUUUGGAACGUGAUCAAGAUCAUGUCGUAGGAUUCCUUCAUGAUGUUAAAGAAUUCCAAGAAACUUUGGCGAAAAUUGCAAGUUUUCAUCUGGAUCCGCAUGAGUAUGCAUGCCUGAGAGCUAUUUUAUUGUUCAAAACAUCUUUUGAUAAGCCAACAAGCAGUGCAAGCAGCGUUUCAAGCACUUCUAGUAACGAUACAAAAAUGCUGAUUGAUCCCACCUCGAUUGCUGCUGUGCAGGAUCACACGCAGCUCACGUUGCACAAAUACAUCUCAGCAGCGUAUCCCGCACAACCGCUGCGAUUUGGAAAAAUGCUGAUGUUGCUGCCACAACUGCGAGGAGUACCAGGAGAUGUCAUCGAGGAGUUAUUCUUCAGGAAGACUAUUGGACCUAUUCCAAUUGUUAGGAUUAUCAGUGACAUGUACAAAUCCCAAACGCCGGAAACCAACAUUUAAA
Messenger RNA from Dalotia coriaria, 1337 nucleotides. RefSeq names its product nuclear receptor subfamily 2 group E member tailless (gene tll). The record is from RefSeq and is a predicted model, not a curated record. Bases 104 to 1336 code for a protein of 410 amino acids. The transcript is spliced from 3 exons. Gene Ontology annotation, molecular function: RNA polymerase II cis-regulatory region sequence-specific DNA binding; zinc ion binding; nuclear receptor activity. Lineage: Eukaryota; Metazoa; Arthropoda; Insecta; Coleoptera; Staphylinidae. Gene Ontology annotation, biological process: positive regulation of transcription by RNA polymerase II; anatomical structure development; cell differentiation.